Molecule: messenger RNA, 700 nt
Organism: Saccostrea cuccullata (small rock oyster)
Lineage: Eukaryota; Metazoa; Mollusca; Bivalvia; Ostreida; Ostreidae
Exons: 3
Coding region: 274-588 (104 amino acids)
Source: RefSeq, a predicted model, not a curated record
UUUGAGCUUUCUGUCUCCAGUGUCCGCACUCGUCGGAACUUGUCGCAAACGCCAAUUGUCAACCGUUUUUAACAAUGUAAUCCGGGAAUAUUAAUUUCAUUGAUGAUCUGUUAAUGAGAAGAAAUUUUCGUCAUAUCCGUGAAGACGUGGGUUUGAACUAAGUACGCGAUAAUUUGUGUUAUCUAUUAUUCUCCACCAAAUUCGACUAUAAAAGACAAGAACCAUAUUAGAUCCCCCUAGAAUAACAGAGAGUCUUAAAAGAUCACUCCGAAGAUGAAUACUUUACAUCUAAUGUGUUUGGUGGUAUUGUCUCUGGCCUUACUCGGACAUUACAUUUGUUCCUCAGAACCACAACAGUAUUAUGGGGACGGUGACGAAUAUGCAGAGCCAACAGAAGAACAGCGAAUGAUGAUUAACGAUCAAUUCAAAAGACAGCUAUUGAAAAAUUUGAACCAACUCCGAGACAGCGGAAAAUUGAAAAGAUUAAUGGCUCAAAAAAGAUUUUCUUCCGACAGACAAACAAGAGGUGGUGUAGCUCUGUGUUUGUGGAAGGUUUGUCCAGCUGGCCCAUGGCUCGUGCAGAAGUAAAAUUAUCAGGACCGAACCAAAUCCAAGAAUGUCAGUCUAUACAGAGUGCCGCCUUAUUUAUAUUAAAUGUUCCAUUUACACUGUCAACAAUAAACUAUACCAUGUUGCACAA